AUGGCGAAUUUUUACGAUGAAAACUUAAAUGAAGGCAAUGAAUUCUUUAUGGGGAUAUCACCGUUUUUCACCAAACGGGUGUUCUAUUCUCUAAAUGAGUUGAUGGGAUGGGUCCAAAACAAAGCAUUUUCGCUUGGUUAUGUCAUCGUGAGAAGAAGAUCAAAGACAAGUGAAAACGGUGUGGUGUCUUAUGUCACACUUAUUUGUGAUCGUGGUGGUGAAUACAAAAUUAAAGCAACAAGACAUGCUUAUGCUAGACGGUUGAAAGAAAACGAAAAAAAGUUGGUGGCCGACUUGACAAGUCAGAAUGUUGAACCACGCAACAUACUCUCGAUACUAAAAGAGCAUGAUGAGAAUAAUGUUUCUAUACUCAAAACCAUAUACAAUGCACAAUACAAGCUUCGCUCGUCCCAGAACGAUGGAAAAACUUCGAUGCAGGUUCUUAUGGGAAUUUUGAAUGAUAAAAAAUUUGUUAUCGAGUUUUCCGUAAAUAAUAUUUCAAAUGAAUUGGAAAACCUGUUUUUCAUUCAUCCUCUAUCGUUAGAUAUAUGGCAAGCAUUUCCACACGUUUUGAUUAUUGAUGCAACAUACAAAACAAACAAAUAUGCUAUGCCUUUUGUUGAGAUUGUUGGAGUAACUUCAACCAACAAGACAUUUAGCAUUGCUUUUGCCUUUAUCAUUAACGAAAAGGAGGAAAGCUAUAAGUGGGUGUUAACGUGUCUGAGGUUGACACUAGAAAAGUGCAUGCAACCACGCGUUAUAGUGACGGACAGAGAAUUGGCAUUGAUGAAUGCAUGCCAACAAGUUUUCCCUUAUGCAACUCGCUUACUUUGUCGAUGGCACAUUACCGAAAAUAUUAGAAAGCAUUGUAAGGCGCUAAUCCCAUUGAAAGCUGAGUGGAAAUCCUUUCAUGCUAUGUGGAGUAUACUUGUUGAGUCUCCAACAUGGACAUCAUACACUGAAAACUACAGAAAACUGCAGUCAAUGUUAAGAGAACAUCAAGGUACAAUGCUACUUAUUUUUUAA
Lactuca sativa (garden lettuce) is the source of this 1026-nucleotide messenger RNA. Its product is annotated as PKS-NRPS hybrid synthetase cheA. NCBI's taxonomy places the organism in Eukaryota, Viridiplantae, Streptophyta, Magnoliopsida, Asterales, Asteraceae. The record is from RefSeq and is a predicted model, not a curated record.